AUGCUCAUGCCUCCGCCUCCCUACCCGCCGCUGCUGCCGCACCUUCUCCGCGACCUCCGCGGCCGCACGCUCACCACCCAGCUCCUCGACCCCCUCAUCCGGUCCGCCUCGUCCUCGACGUCCCCCUCCCUCUCCUUCUCCCUCUUCAUCCUCCUCCUCCGCUCCUCCCUGCGCCCGUCCCACUUCACCUUCCCAUUCCUUGCCCGCGCCGCCGCGCGCCUGUCCUCCGCCUCCCUCGCGGCUGCGCUCCACGCGCACCCGCUCCGGUUUGGCCUCCUCCCUGCCGACCUCCACGUCGCCAACUCCCUCGUCCACAUGUACGCGGCAUGCACCCUGGCAGACCACGCCCACCGGGUGUUCGACGAAAUCCCGCGCCCCAACCUCGUCUCCUGGAACGCUCUCCUCGAUGGGUACGCCAAGUGCCGGGACCUUCUCGCCGCGCGGCAGGUGUUCGCUCGGAUGCCCCAGCGGGACGUGGUGUCCUGGAGCGCCAUGAUCGACGGGUGCGUAAAGUGUGGAGAGCACCGUGAGGCGCUUGCGCUGUUUGAGAUGAUGGAGAACACUGCCGCCAGGUCAGUGGAGGAUGGUGGGGGUGGGGCGAGGGCGAAUGACGUCACGAUGGUGAGCGUGCUUGGAGCCUGUGCGAACCUUGGGGACCUUGAGCGUGGGAGGCGGGUGCACCGGUGCCUCAGGGAGCGUGGCUUCCCAUUAAACCUCAAGCUUGCGACCUCGCUCGUUGACAUGUAUGCCAAGUGCGGGGCCAUCUGUGAGGCGCUGGAGGUGUUCUGGACUGUGCCGGUGGAGAGCACUGAUGUUCUGAUAUGGAAUGCUGUGAUUGGUGGCCUUGCGGUGCAUGGCAUGGCCACCGAAUCGGUGGAGAUAUUCCAGAAGAUGCGGCGUGCUGGGGUUGCACCGGAUGAGAUCACGUACCUUUGUCUGUUGAGUGCUUGUGUCCAUGGCGGUCUAGUGGAUGAGGCUUGGGAGUUCUUCCGCUCGCUUGAAGCGCAAGGGCUCAGACCACAUGUUGAGCAUUACGCUUGCCUGGUAGAUGUGCUUGGCCGUGCUGGGCACUUGGAGGAAGUGUAUGGUGUUGUUAAAAGUAUGCCGAUGAAGCCCAGUGUUUCUGUGCUUGGUGCUCUCUUGAAUGCCUGUCAUUUGCAUGGAUGGGUGGAGCUGGGGGAGGUAGUCGGUAGGCAGCUUGUCCAGUUGCAGCCAGACCAUGAUGGCAGGUACAUUGGCCUGUCCAAUAUCUAUGCUGUUGCCAGACGGUGGCAAGAGGCGAAGAAAGCUAGAAAGGUAAUGGAGGAUAGGGGUGUAAAAAAGGUCCCAGGAUUUAGUGAGAUUGAUGUUGGUGGAGGGCUCUCCAGGUUCACUGCCCAGGACAAGACUCAUUCUGGCUCAGCGGAGAUCUAUGACUUGCUGAAUCUAAUAGCAAUGGAGAUGAAAAUGAAGGAUGAUGCUACUAUUCCAGAUUACCUCUGUGCACACUGCUAG
Messenger RNA from Miscanthus lutarioriparius, 1494 nucleotides. The record is from the annotation of a GenBank genome assembly. Lineage: Eukaryota; Viridiplantae; Streptophyta; Magnoliopsida; Poales; Poaceae.